GGAGUCGUAGUAGGAGCUGCGUGGACGCAUGUUGAGGUAGUCCCAGCGCUGCCUUUAUUGCCGUACGAAGGAGGGUGUCCAUCUGGUUCGUCUCUGUCGGAGUCAGGUUAUGGUAAGGCUGGUGGUAGGUUAAUCUGCUAAUUAUGACCUCCACCGCUGAUACCCGUAUGUAUAUCAGUACUGCUGGCAUGAGCUUUAGUGCACACAUAUUUACGUUCCUACAGAACAGCUCUGUUCAUACCACACCGUAGUGAACCUGUAGUAUAUAUAAUCUUGACCAGCGCCGACGGACGUUGACCAGCGCCGACGGUUUUCCUGCAAAGUGCGACAACUGCACGGCCGCUGGCACGCUCAUCACGCCAGCGACCUACCUCAAACCAGCACGCUGCUUGAUCAGGUGGGCUUGAGCAGGAGAGCUGCUGUAGACAUGGUUGUAGGCGAAGACCAUAGAAUAAAGGCGAAGACUGCAUCACAGUUUUCUUGAUCCGUGCUGUUUAAACAGUUUAAGCACGAAGUUACACAACGUGAAAGUGCUCGGAUUUUGUCGCUUCAAGUUUUUUUAUGGUAGCAGCUUCUAGAGCUGCCGCUUGCGUGAGGAGUACAUUUAUCAACUUGCAGCAAUUGUGAUUCUGCAUAAUCAUUCAAUGAGUGUUCUUUGCAAAAUGCUUCCAAACUAUCCUAGCUGGCAUAGAGUUUCACGUGUUAUAGUGAGAAACUCUAUGCUAGCUGGCCGCCUUCAUGUGGCAGUUACGUGCUCACGCGCAUUCGCAUUGCCAUUGUGAGAAGUCAAGUACGUCACAAUUGUCACGUGAGCACGCGUCACAACGAAAAUGGCUGAUUUGGGUCGCUGUCGUCUGCUUACGAAAGAAAUUCUGAAGAAUGAAUUGAUCAGUUCAAUUACAUAUGUUCUCGUGGACUGUGAUGGCGUCUUGUGGCAGGCAAAUAAUCCCAUCCCUGGCUCGUCGGAAGCACUAUCUUUGCUUCGAAAACUUGGUAAAAAAGUACGCUACGUGACGAACAACAGCUCGAAGUCGCGGCACGGGUACCUCAGCAAGUUACAUCAGUUGAAGUUUGAGGCGAGCCUUGACGAAAUAAUUACGGCGCCGUACUGCGUAGUGCUUUACCUGAAGCACGUGAAUUUCACCGGAAAGAUUUAUCUCGUUGGCACCUUUGGUCUUCGCGAUGAACUCACUGAAGCCGGAUUUACGACACUGCCCAUCGGCCCAGACACCACUGGUCCAGACUGGCUGAAGUUCUGUCUGGAAGAGGUGAAGAUGGAGCCCGACGUAAAAGCUGUUGUCUGUGGCUUUGAUGAGCACAUUAGCUUCAACAAGGUCAUGAGGGCUGCGACCUACCUAAAAGACAAGGACUGCCUCUUCCUCGCCACUAACACAGACGAGACAUACCCUUGCUCCAACAAGGACAUCGUUGUACCUGGCUCAGGCUCUAUGCUAGCAGCAGUCUCCACAGCUGCUAUGCGUAAGCCCAUAGUUCUUGGAAAACCAGAGCAGCACAUGGUCGAUUGCAUCAAGUACAACUGCCCUGACCUGGUGCCAGCAAAAACACUAAUGAUUGGAGACAGGCUGAACACGGACAUCCUUAUGGGUUGUCGAGCUGGCAUGAAGACGCUGCUUGUGGGCUCUGGCAUCCAUCACCUGGACGACGUGCGCAAGCUGGUGUCCGAGGGGAAGCACAAUGAACUGCCAGACUUCUUUGUGCCGAAACUAGGCGACAUUUUGGAAAUGCUGGCGUAGGCAUCCAUUUGGCCGGGUGUCAAAGAAGGCGAAACUUCGGCUGUGGAGUCUCUUAGGGGUAAUUUAUAGACGUUACACGCCGCAUACAUUCGGCGUAAACCUUGUCGUAUCAUGUGUACAUAGGGCCAGGAUUCCCCAGUGAACUUUAUUUGAAGCCUACCCCCCCCCCCCCCUCCCUCCCUCUUGAUUGUGUUGGCCUUGUUGUCCUCCACUUCUAGUGGCAGCAAGUAAAAGUAAGUUUGAGGUGUUUGAAGUUUUCUUUACUGGUGUGGAUAGUUAGUAUUUGCUGGGCGUGCACCAGAUUGUAUAAUUUGCACAAAAGUUUAAAAACUUUGCACAAAGGUUGCCUUGAACAAAGGUUACUUGGAACAAAGGUUCAAAGUAAUUCAGUGGUGCACAGUAGGUGUUAAAACAGAAUGCUUGGUAUAGUGGUGGUGGUUGUUCACCCGAGAAUUUGGCAUGAGUGCGCUCAUGACGACUUCUCCUUUUAAACUAGGGAGGUGGCAUGUGCCACCAUACUCAAGUUAACGAUCUCCACACUCCUAGCGAUUUUUUAGAUAUCUGAGCGCCAGACGUUUCCACCAUGCUGUGUGGCAGAGCUUCUUCCAAAGUGUAUCAGAUUCAAUUUCUGUCCGAGUGCAACACGUGCUAGCAGGCUUUAGAUUGAGAUGGCGUUUAUUGGCAAAACGUUGCUGAAGAUAUUGCCGAGGGUUUGUGAUCAAUAACUAUGCUAGUUAUUGGUUUUGCCUCUUCGUCGCCGUCAUUACCACUCGAACACACCUCAUAGUCAAUAUCAAAGUCCUACAAAUCAUAAACAGCUCUUGGAUUUCUGCAUCAUUUAAAGAUUGCGAGGACUUCUUGUGUCUGCUCACAAUGCUGGAAAGCAAUAGCUGUGGGCUUGGAGGUUUAAAACAGGUAAAUUUUAUCG
Dermacentor silvarum is the source of this 2682-nucleotide messenger RNA. Its product is annotated as glycerol-3-phosphate phosphatase-like. The coding region runs from base 831 to 1754 and encodes 307 amino acids. Gene Ontology annotation, cellular component: cytoplasm. The record is from RefSeq and is a predicted model, not a curated record. The transcript has 8 exons. NCBI's taxonomy places the organism in Eukaryota, Metazoa, Arthropoda, Arachnida, Ixodida, Ixodidae. Gene Ontology annotation, molecular function: phosphatase activity.